AUGAGUAUGUGUUCUGGACAGAAAGUUCAAUUAGCUAAAGGAGAUUUAAAGAAGGAGCAUUGCCCCAAGAAUAAAGAAGAAGAACAAGAUGAGAUGAGGAACAAGCCAUACGCUUCUCUAGUUGGAAUCAUUAUGUAUGCACAAGUGUGUACAAGGCCAAACCUAGCCUUGUGCAUUAGUAAGAUGGGGAGAUUUCAGUCAAAUCCGGGAAUGCAACAUUGGAUAGUUGGAAAUAAGGUUUUGAAGUACCUACAGAGAACAAAGAUGGCAGGAGCAGCUGUUGCUUGGAAAAGUGCUAAGCAAACUGGUGUUUCGAGUUCAACCAUGUUUUCAGAAUACAUAGCUUGCUAUGAAGCCACUUCUCAUGCAGUAUGGCUAAGGAAUUUUAUUAAAGACAUUAAGGUGAUGGACUCGAUUUCUAGACCAAUACAUAUAUAUAAUGACAACACUGCGGCUGUUUUUCACUGCAUGAACAACAAGAUGUCGUCUGGACUUCAGCAUAUUGACAGAAAGUAUUUAAUAGUGAGGGAGAAGGUAGCAGACAAACUAAUCAGGUUUGAUCACAUCAGAACUCAAGAUAUGAUUGCAGAUCCGUUCACAAAGUUUUUGCCUUCAGAAGCUUUUCUGAGACAUGUUGAGAGCAUGGGACUAUUUCCUAGCUUUGAUGCUGCAAUCUAG
Molecule: messenger RNA, 678 nt
Organism: Prunus armeniaca (apricot)
Lineage: Eukaryota; Viridiplantae; Streptophyta; Magnoliopsida; Rosales; Rosaceae
Source: the annotation of a GenBank genome assembly